This is a messenger RNA of Coregonus sp. 'balchen', 12175 nucleotides long. The record is from the annotation of a GenBank genome assembly. NCBI's taxonomy places the organism in Eukaryota, Metazoa, Chordata, Actinopteri, Salmoniformes, Salmonidae.
AUGGGAGAAGUGUGUGUGCGGGUUGUGGUUCGGGUCAGACCGCUGCUUCCCAAAGAGGUGCUCCACAACCACCAGCUGUGUGUGCGCGUGGUGCCCGACACCGCCCAGGUGAUGCUGGGUAGCGACCGAAUCUUUUCUUUUGACCACGCCUUUGGACCGACCGCACAGCACGGUCAGAUUUACGAGUCCUGUGUCAAACCUCUGGUGGCAUCUCUAGUUGACGGCAACAAUGCUACAGUGUUCGCCUAUGGACAAACCGGGUCUGGAAAGACAUACACUCUUGGUGGGGGACAUGUAGGUAAGUUAUUGGUCCAGUGCAGCCGUUUUUAUCUCAAUAUAAAAUCAUUUCUGGGUAACAAUUAAGUACCUUACUGUGAUUGUUUUAAAUUAAAAUGGUCAAAAACAAUUCUGCUUGACUGUCUGGGAGGCUAAAACUCCAUCCCACCAAAUAGGCUGAGAUUUCAGCUGCUUUUCAAACAGCUCUUACACUAAAAGGGCAUUGUCAUCAUUUUCACAAUUUCACAGUAUUAUUCCAACAUCAUAGUGUGGAAAUAUAUAUAUAAAACACAGGAAAAUCUAUUUUUUGACUGCACUGGGCCUUUAAAAGUGUGAGCUCAAGUGUACUCUUUGACAUCAUGCCGACACCAAGUGCAUUGAGGGAUGAUGAUGUUCUGUUCUGACAUGAAUCCUUGAAUAAUCUAUCUACUAUGAUUCUACCCUGAGCUGUCACUUGAGGCAAAUGCAGAGAAUGUUAUGAUUAUACGAUCAUUCUCUAGUGAGAGGAUAAACACCUUUAACCUGACCCUCCUCUCCAGGCAGUUCUUGCACGCGCAAGUUCAGUUGGUAGGGCAUGGCGUUUGCAACGCCAGGGUUGUGGGUUCGAUUCCCACGGGGGGCCAGUAUGAAAAUGUAUGCACUCACUAACUGUAAGUCGCUCUGGAUAAGAGCAUCUGCUAAAUGACUAAAAUCUAAAUGUAAUAUGAUUAUAUUAUCAUCAGACAACUCUGCUUUUGUGUUUUCACCAAGGAAGUUGCUCUCCCUCUGUACUUGUACCCUUGAUAGCAUCUCUGCCGGUGGAGGAGAGUGGGAUCAUUGGUCGGGUUGCAGCGGAUCUGUUUGUGCUCCUGGGGGAGAGGAGGGCUGCGGACGCCAGGGCUGCAGUAGACGUUAGGGUGUCCUACAUGGAACUGUACCAGGAGGAGCUCAGGGACCUGCUGGAGCUCCACACUGCACACAAGGAGCUGCACAUCAGAGAGGAUGACAGGGGCAACACUGGUAACACCACUCACUCUGUCUGUGCUAGGGUGUGUGUGUGAUGUGUCGAGUGUGUGUGUUUAACCCCUUAUGGUUGAUGUCCGCCCCCCCGCGAAAAUCAAAUUAGCAAAUUGACAUAAUAUAAAUCUGUCAGUUUAAGCUAGAGAUACAGUAUCUGUUUUUUUGCAUUGGAUGUGUCUCAAUUCACCGCAUCCGCCUUUGUCACACUUCCACAUCUCUGGUGAAAGGUGACAGAGCUAGAGCGUCAUUUGUCAGACCAUGAGACAUCCCGAAACUCGGUCUUCUCACAAAAUCGUCUGAACGGUUUGGCCUACAAACUAUGGAAAGAUGAGACUCUCACAUUUUUACAUUACAUUUUAGUCAUUUAGCAACGCUCUUAUCCAGAGCGACUUACAGGAGCAAUUAGGGUUAAGUGCCUUGCUCAAGGGCACAUCAACAGAUUUUUCACCUAGUCGGCUCUGGGAUUAGAACCAGCGACCUUUCGGUUACUGGCACAACGCUCUUAACCACUAAGCUACCUGCCGCCCUCACGAACACGAUGGUGUUCUCCGGUUUGCUCUACGACCUCCACAAGUGUCAGGAGACUCGUCUGAAGUCAGUACAACUGAUCUGCCAACUUCUGUCUGAACUGUUUGGGCUACACACUAAUAUGACCCCUCUGUGCAAAGGUGAGACUCUCACGAACAUGUUUUGCUCUAGGACGCCCACAGGCCUCACAAGACUCGUCUGAAGGUCCCCCGGUAGCAGUUAAAAAAAUGAAUGGAAGUACAGUGCAUUCGGAAAGUAUUCAGACCCCUUUAAUUUUCCACAUUUUGUUACAUUACAGCCUUACAGUUUUUGCUUUGUCAUUAUGGGGUAUUGUGUGUAUAUUGAUGAGGGAAAAAAAACUAUUUAAUCCAUUUUAGAAAUUGAUUAAAUUGUUUUUUUCCCCUCAUCAAUCUACACAUAAUACCCCAGAAUGACAAAGCAAAAACUGGUUUUUAGAAAUUUUGGCAAAUGUAUUAAAAAUAAAAAAUGGAAAUAUCACAUAACUAUUCAGACCUUUUACUCAGUACUUUGUUGAAGCACCUUUGGCAGCGAUUACAGCCUCAAGUCUUCUUGGGUAUGACGCUACACACCUGUAUUUGGGGAGUUUCUCCCAUUCUUCUCUGCAGAUCCUCUCAAGCUCUGUCAGGUUGGAUGGGGAGAGUCUCUGCACAGCUAUUUUCAGGUCUCUCCAGAGAUGUUCGAUCGGGUUCAAGUCCGGGCUCUGGCUGGGCCACUCAUGGACAUUCAGAGAUUUGUCCUGAAGCCACUCCUGCGUUUUCUUGCCUAUGUUCUUAGGGUUGUUGUCCUGUUGUAACGUGAACCUUCGCCCCAGUCUGAGGUCCUGAGCGCUCUGGAGCAGGUUUUCAUCAAGGAUCUCUCUGUACUUUGCUCCGUUCAUCUUUCCCUCGAUCCUCACUAGUCUCCCAGUCCCUGCCGCUGAAAAACAUCCCCACAGCAUGAUGCUGCCACCACCAUGCUUCACCGUGGGGAUGGUUUCAGGUUUCCUCCAGACGUGACGCUUGGCAUUCAGGCCAAAGAGUUCAAUCUUGGUUUCAUCAGACCAGAGAAUCUUUUCUCAUGGUCUGAGAGUCCUUUAGGUGCCUUUUGGCAAACUCCAAGCGGGCUAUCAUGUGUAUUUUACUGAGGAGUGGCUUCCGUCUGGCCACUCUACCAUAAAGGCCAGAUUGGUGGAGUGCUGCAGAGAUGGUUGUCCUUCUGGAAGGUUCUCCCAUUACCACAGAGGAACUCUGGAGCUCUGUCAGAGUGACCAUCGGGUUCUUGGUCACCUCCCUGACCAAGGCCCUUCUCCCCGAUUGCUCAGUUUGGCCGGGCGGCCAGCUCUAGGAAGAGUCUUGGUGGUUCCAAACUUCUUCAAUUUAAGAAUGAUGGCGGCGACUGUGUUCUUGGGGACCUUCAAUGCUGCAGAAAUAUUUUGGUACACUUCCCCAGAUCUGUGCCUCGACACAAUCGUGACUCAGAGCUCUACGGACAAUUCCUUCGACCUCAAGGCUUAGUUUUUGCUCUGAUAUGCACUGUCAACUGUGGGAUCUUAUAUAAACAGGUGUGUGCCUUUCCAAAAUUUUAUUUAAUCAUGUCCAAUCAAUUGAAUUUACAACCGGUGGAACCCAAUCAAGUUGUAGAAACAUCUCAAGGAUGAUCAAUGGAAACAGAAUGCACCUGAUCUCAAUUUCGAGUCUCAUAGGAAAGGGUCUGAAUAUUUAUGUAAAUAAGGUAUGUUUUUUAUUUGUAAUACAUUUGAAAACAUUUCUAAAAACCUGUUUUCGCUUUGUCAUUAUGGGGUAUUGUGUGUAGAUUGUUGAGGACAUUUUAUUUAAUCCAUUUUAGAAUAAUACUUUCCGAAUGCACUGUAUAUAUGGAGACUGUUUAAUGUCAAAAAUAUGGGGUUAAAUACAUGUCAAAAAAACUAACAAAUGUUUCCUGAUCUUUCUUAUAUCUCUCAGAUAUAGGAGAGACACUUCAGAACAAACUUCCUUUUGAUAUUUUUUUGGGACUAUCUGUUGUUCCAUGUAAUGAAUCUGUUAUUCAAUGCAUUUGUAUGGGCUAAUAGCAGUAAGGCCAAAACAUUUUUUUCAUCUAAUAAUUUUUUGGGUAGUUCAAGGGGUCCUUAAAUUCUAAAUCAAAUAGCUAAAUGAUCCUUGGUAUGACCUUCUUAAAACAAUUCCAUAAAGCUUAGUAGAUAUAUAUAUAGCUUUAGACAAGGCUUAGACUCUGAUGGGUUAAACCAGCUUCAUGGAAUGCAUUUCAAUUAACAGGUGUGGCUUGUUAAAAGUUAAUUUGUCGAAUUUCUUUCCUUAAUGCGUUUGAGCCAUUCAGUUGUGUUGUGACAAGGUAGGGGUGGUGUACAGAAGAUAGCCCUAUUUGGUAAAAGACCAAGUCCAUAUUAUGGCAAGAACAGCUCAAAUAAGCAAAGAGAAACGACAGUCCAUCAUUACUUGAAGACAUGAAGGUCAGUCAAUCCGGAAAAUGUCAAGAACUUUGAAAGUUUCUUUAAGUACAGUCGUAAAAACCAUCAAGCGCUAUGAUGAAACUGGCUCUCAUGAGGACUGCCACAGGAAAGGAAGACCCAGAGUUAUCUCUGCUGCAGAGGAUAAGUUCAUUAGAUUUAACUGCACCUCAGAUUGCAGCCCAAAUAUAUGCUUCACAGAAUUCAAGUAACAGACACAUCUCAACAUCAACUGUUCAGAGGAGACUGCGUAAAUCAGGCCUUCAUGGUCGAAUUGCUGCAAAGAAACCACUACUAAAGGACACCAAUAAGAAGAAGAGACUUUCUUGGGCCAAGAAACACAAGCAAUGGACAUUAGAUCGGUGGAAAUAUGUCCUUUGGUCUGAUGAGUCCAAAUGUGAGAUUUUUGGUUCCAACCGCCGUGUCUUUGUGAGACGCAGAGUAGGUGAACGGAUGAUCUCCGCAUUUGUGGUUCCCACCGUGAAGCAUGGAGGAGGAGGUGUGAUGGUGUGUGGGUGCUUUGCUGUUGACACUGUUGGUGAUUUAUUUAGAAUUCAAGGCACACUUAAACAGCAUGGCUACCACAGCAUUCUGCAGCGAUACGCCAUCCCAUCUGGUUUGCGCUUAGUGGGACUAUCAUUUGUUUUUCAACAGCACAAUGACCAAACACAUCUCCAGGCUGUGUAAGGGCUAUUUGACCAAGAAGCAGAGUGAUGGAGUGCUGCAUCAGAUGCCCUGGCCUCCACAAUCACCCGACCUCAACCCAAUUGAGAUGGUUUGGGAUGAGUUGGACCGCAGAGUGAAGAAAAAGCAGCCAACAAGUGCUCAGCAUAUGUGGGAACUCCUUCAAGACCGUUGGAAAAGCAUUCCAGGUGAAGCUGGUUGGGAGAGUGCCAAGAGUGUGCAAAGCUGUCAUCAAGUCAAAGGGUGGCUACUUUGAAGAAUCUCAAAUAUGAAAUAUAUUUAGAUUUGUUUAGCACUUUCUUAGUUACUACAUGAUUCCAUAUGUGUUAUUUCAUAGUUUUGAUGUCUUCACUAUUUUUCUACAAUGUAGAAAAUAGUAAAAAUAAAGAAAAACCCUUGAAAGAGUAGGUGUGUCCAAGCUUUCGACUGGUGCUGUCAUGCUGUAUGGAAUCUGACUGUAGUGUGUGGGUGUGUUUCAGUGGUAGUUGGGGCCAGAGAGGCUGUGAUUACCUCAGCUGAGGAGUUGCUGAGCGUCCUUGAGGCUGGCAAUGCCAUGAGGCACACUGGCCACACUCAGAUGAACGAGCGCUCCAGCCGCUCUCACGCCAUCGUUACCCUACAGCUGAUGCAGCAUCACCAUGACAAUGGCUCCGUCCGCUCCUCUAAACUCCACUUGGUGGAUCUGUCCGGGUCAGAGCGGGCUGCACGCACCGGGAACACAGGCCUGCGCCUCAAAGAGUCCGUCCACAUCAACACCGGCCUGCUGGCGCUGGGCAACGUCAUCCGCGCACUCUCCAACCCCCAUCGCCGCCGCAACCAUGUGCCAUACCGCGACGCCAAGAUCACGCGCAUCCUCCGGGACUCACUGGGUGGCUCCGCCCACACACUGAUGGUGGCCUGCGUCAGCCCUUCUCACCACAGUGUCACAGAGACACUGAGUGUGCUGCAGUUUGCCUCACGGGCACGCCACGUGAAGAACCAGCCUGGGUUGUGUCCUGCCAGGGCGUGUCCGGGCUGGCACCCUGAAGAGGCUCGUGUGGGGGAGCUGGAGCAGGAGGUCCAGACUCUGAGAGACGCACUGAGAGAGAAGGAUAAGACAGGGGGAGGGAUUGCUUUGACUGACAGCACCAAACAGGCCACUCAGGAGGAGCGUGAUGACAGGGGGAUGGACCUAGUGGAGGAGUCCCAGUACCGCUGCCUUGCACAGGACGCUGCCUUCCUAUUGGAGGAGCUCCAGAGUUCCACCCAGAGUCCUGUUCUGCAGCAGCGUUUGCAGGAAUGGCUGGAGAGACACAGGGAGCUUAGCCACUCCGGCCACACUGACUAUCAACAACCUGUGGGGGAUGCAGGGGAUGAGCCUCACCAGAUCACCAUCCUCCAGCUCAGACGUGAGCUCAAGAACUGCCAGGUAGUGUAUGUAGUGGGCUCAGUUUCUCAGCUUUGUUUGCUCAAUAUGAUCUGUUUACAAACAUAUUCUAAACAUAGGUAUGAAUUGUAAUUCUCCCCCCCCCCCCCCCCAAAAAAAACUAUAUUUUACUCACUCUCUCUCCCACUCUCCAUCAGGAUACUCUGGCUAUAGACAAGCAGGUGUUUGACCAGAGGGCAUCUGAGCUGCAGCAGGUGCAGAGGCAGGUGCAGACACUGCUACAGGAGAAAGAGACACACCUCCAGUCCUUACAGGAGGAGAGGGAGCACAGACGCAUACAGGUAAAGAGAGAGACAGGAUAGCGAGAAAUUGAGAAACAGUAUAUGCAAUGUUUGAAUGGGGCAUUUCUACAUUGAUGAUGACUGAUGUUUUUUUCCGUUGGUUGGGUAGAUGGUGGAGCAGCAGCUAAUAAUAGAUCGUCUCCGUGGUGAUCUCCUGACCUCCAGGAUGAGAGCCUCGCUGGACACUGGAGCUUCUAGGAAGUCAGCAAGGAGACCUCACAGUGUUCCCCUGAUCAGCCAGGGCCAAGGCAAUGGUGGUACGAGGAAGGUACGUGUCCAGAGCAACUGUGUGUGUGUGUGUGUGUGUGUGUGUGUGUGUGUGUGUGUGUGUGUGUGUGUGUGUGUGUGUGUGUGUGUGUGUGCAACAAUGGAGUUUAUUUUUCUGUGUCUCUUAUGUAGAUCCAUACUAGUCCUCCGGCCUGUUCAUUGGAGAGGGUAAUGGCUGCCUUUAAGACCCGCAGUCAGCUGCUGCUGGCUCAGAUAGAGGAGAGAGACGAGGUCCUCUGCCCUCAAAAAACACAGAAGGAAAGGAGGGAAGAUGAGGAGGAGCUGGGGGGGAGAAGGGUAUUCAGGUGAGCAAGACUGUAAUACUGUAACAUCCUGCUUCAGAGCUAUGUAAUUGUUCUGCUUGCUCAGAACAGACUAGUUCUUUAAUCAGAUGGAUAUAUAGUACCAGUCAAAAGUUUGGACACACCUACUCAUUCAAGGGUUUUUCUUUAUUUUUACUAUUUUCUACAUUGUAGAAUAAUAGGGAAGACAUCAAAACUAUAAAAUAACAAAAAAGUGUUAAACAAAUCUAAAUAUAUUUGAGAUUUGAGAUUCUUCAAAGUAGCCACCCUUUGCCUUGAUGACAGCUUUGCACACUCUUGGCAUUCUCUCAACCAGCUUCACCUGGAAUGCUUUUCCAACCGUCUUGAAGGACUUCCCACAUAUGCUAAGCACUUGUUGGCUGCUUUUCCUUCACUCUGCAGUCCAACUCGUCCCAAACCAUCUCAAUUGGGUUGAGGUCGGGUGAUUGUGGAGCCCAGGUCAUCUGAUUCAGCACUCCAUCACUCUCCUUCUUGGUAAAAUAGCCCUUACACAGCCUGGAGGUGUGUUGGGUCAUUGUCCUAUUGAAAAACAAAUGACAGUCCCACUAAGCGCAAACCAGAUGGGAUGGCGUAUUGCUGCAGAAUGCUGUGGUAGCCAUACUGGUUAAGUGUGCCUUGAAUUGUAAAUACAUCACAGACAGUGUCACCAGCAAAGCACCACCACACCAUCACACCUCCUCCUCCAUGCUUCACGGUGGGAACCACACAUGUGGAGAUCAUCCGUUCACCUACUCUGCGUCUCACAAAGACACGGCGGUUGGAACCAAAAAUAAGAAUAAUAAGAAGAGACUCAUCAGACCAAAGGACAUAUUUCCACCGAUCUAAUGUCCAUUGCUCGUGUUUCUUGGCCCAAGCAAGUCUCUUCUUCUUAUUGGUGUCCUUUAGUAGUGGUUUCUUUGCAGCAAUUCGACCAUGAAGGCCUGAUUCACACAGUCUCCUCUGAACAGUUGAUGUUGAGAUGUGUCUGUUACUUGAACUCUGUGAAGCAUUUAUUUGGGCUGCAAUUUUUGAGGCUGGUAACUCUAAUUAACUUGUCCUCUGCAGCAGAGGUAACUCUGGGUCUUCCAUCCCUGUGGCGGUCCUCAUGAGAGCCAGUUUCAUCAUAGCACUUGAUGGUUUUUGCGACUGCACUUGAAGAAACUUUCCAAGUUCUUGAAAUCUUCCGGAUUGACUGACCUUCAUGUCUUAAAGUAAUGAUGGACUGUUGUUUCUCUUUGCUUAUUUGAGCUGUUCUUGCCAUAAUAUGGACUUGGUCUUUUACCAAAUAGGGCUAUCUUCUGUAUACCACCCCUACCUUGUCACAACACAACUGAUUGGCUCAAGCGCAUGAAUAAGGAAAUAAAUUCUACAAAUUAACUUUUAACAAGGCACACCUGUUAAUUGAAAUGCAUUCCAGGUGACUACCUCAUGAAGCUGGUUGAGAGAAUGCGAUGAGUGUGCAAAACUGUCAUCAAGGCAAAGGGUGGCUGCUUUGAAGAAUCUCAAAUAUAAAAUGUUUUAUUUGUUUAACACUUUUUUGGUUACUACAUGAUUCCAUAUGUGUUGUUUCAUAGUUUUGAUUUCUUCAGUAUUAUUCUACAAUGUAGAAAAUAGUAAAAAAGAAUGACAAACCCUUGAAUGAGUAGGUGUGUCCAAACUUUUGACUGGUACUGUAUUGCAGGCGCUCUAUGAACCACACAUGGACAAUCAGACAGAUUCCAGCCUGCUUUGGCCAGAACCAGGCACAACAUACUAGUUUGGACCAGAUUCAGGACGGGCUCCAGUUACUUCACCCGUCAGAACGCCCUACAGGUAAAUACAGUUUAUAUUACACUAUAUGAGUCUUAGGGGGAAUAUUACCUGUAUUUUCUGUUUCAUUGCCAAGACCGGCCUGUGCCUUCUAUAUGGUGCAAGGAGCGCAGAGUGAGGCGGAGGCAGACGGUGAACCUGCAGCGCUUAAAGACGGCGGAGACACAGAGCAGGGCUAGCCUGCAGACCAGUGGCUCCAGGAAUCUGCACAGGACCAAGGUCAGUGCUAACAAUACAGCAUUCAGAGAACAUUCAUAGAGCAUUUAUACAGACCUCAUAGAGCAUUUAUACAGCAUUCAUAGAGCAUUUAUAGUGCAUUUAUACAGCACUCGUAUAGCAUUCAUAGAGCACUUAGAGUAUUCAUUUAGCAUUCAUAAACGCUCUCAUAGAGCAUUCAUAGAGCAUUCCUACAGCACUCAUAUAGCACUCAGAGUAUUCAUAUAGCAUUCAUAAAGCUCUCAGCGCAUUCAGAGAGCAUUUAUACGGCACUCAGAGUCAUAAAGCAUUUAUUAAGCACUAAUAGAGUAUUGAAGGAGCAUUAAUACAGAACUCCUGUUGACCUUCACGACUGUCAGUCCUUGCAUCCAUAUAGCUCCAUCAGUGGAUGUGGUUACAUUUCUCCAGUCCCAUCCUUCAGCAUCAUAGCAAACCAAGUGGUGGGGCUGCCAUUUAUUAAGAUCUAAGGCCUUUCAUUAAAGUAAUCUAAGGCCUUUCAUUAAAGAGAAUUCAUCCUGUGAACAGCAUGCUAAAGGGUUUGAUGCUGCUGUGUUGCAGGACCUGAGGACAGACAACAAGGCUGUCUUUCAAAAAGGAGACUGCAAAGACUCAGAGGAAAAGGUAGAAUGACGUUCCAGAAUUAAAAGUGUGCCCACAUUACAUCUGUAAAGGAUCACAGGUUUGGGGUGCCCCUCCCUGCAGGAUGAGUUUGUUAUGGCAAAAAAGUAUAUUUCAAUGUUCACCAUGCAGUCAUGGUGAUUCCUUAGAUCUCAUUUGGAUAUUCAACAUAGUUGAAAAUAGGCAAACUGUGUGUGUUUUGAAGUGUUGAUGUGUUCGUUUUGCCACUGUAUGAUGCCCAGCUGUCUGAGAGACGUGCGUGGCUGGAGCAAGAGGAGGAGCGUGCUCUGCAGAGGAGAAGGGGCCUGCAAGAGCUGGAGGAGGAGCUGAGGCGCAGAGAAGAGGUGCUGCAGCACCGAGAGGCCUGUGUCCAGGAGAGGAACCAGCUGCAGAUCAAGAGGCUUCGCUCCAGCCAGGUAAACACAGAGUGGGGCUCUAUGGAAGAAAAAAAAGAAGAACCGUAUAUUUAUUUUUUGUGUGUGUAAUUUACGGCAUUCCAAUGUUAUUAUCUGCAAUUGAAAGUGAUUGUGCGUACGUUCACGUGUGUUCCUCAGGCUCUGAGUCAGGACUUGCUGCGAGUGUCGGCUCGUCUGGGAGAUCUGGAUCAGGAGCUUGAGGAGAGAGGAGGGGUAGAGAGGCGACGGUCCUCCUCUGCAGCGGGGCUGUGUGGAGCGUCCAUGGAGGAGCUGCUGAAGGAGAGAGAGAGCCUGUGUCAGAGGAGGGACACGCUGGACACACAGCUGAGGGACGGCAGGGUGCUCACGCAAGAGGUGAGCACCUUAACAUUCACUAUUUUCCUUCAGCCUGGAUGUCACUCUGACUACAGAGGGCUGAUGUGGAAAUACAUGGUGUGUGUGUUCUUGUGUGUGUGUUCUUGUGUGUGUGUGUAUAGGAGGAGCAUGCUCUGCUGCAGUUGGAGGAGGCCUUGGAGGCGCUGGAUGCUGCAGUAGAGUUUAAGAACCGUUCCAUCCAGGAGAGACAGAGAGACCUCAGGGACACUUCUAACUCCGCCCACGGAGACGACGACAAUGAUGUCAUGAGGGCGCUGAGAGAGCUGUCACUUCCAGAGGCCUCGGCACUGUUGGUGAAAUACUUCAACAAGGUCAGAGUCCCAACACACACACACACUCACCACAAACUACUUUGAGCAACCAAACUACCGUAAUUCAGUUAUUUUCGAUGAAGGAGGCGACAUGAGGAGAAUUAUUUGACCAUUGGCGAGCGAUACGACCAGAGUUGUGCAAAGUGAAACUCUAUGCAAAUCAUCAUCAGAGAUUUGGCUGCGUGAUAACCAAUCUGGGGAGGGAGGCUCUUACUAGUCUAGCCAGCUUUGACACUAUGCUUGAUGGUGAACAUGAUAUUUUGCAUGCUGUUUGGAAUAAACACCCACAAUGGGCGAACUAGGUGAUGCCUACAACAAAGUAGUAUCUCUAGACGACGGUACACUCUGCAUUAGAACCCUCAUUUGAGGAAAGGCUGGGGGGCUGGGAUUGAGAUUAGGGGGUCGAAAAUAAAAGAGGCAGACAUAAAAGAGAUGGUUCACCGCACUCCUAACCUUCCAUUACCCUCCUGCUAAACUGCCAGUUGAACCAAUAACUGAGCAGAUAGUUGAAAGCGUUCCCUUGGCCCCUCCAGGUGCUGUGUCUGCGGGAGUCGGAGCGGCAGCUGCAGCUGCGCUGUGAGGAGCUGCAGCUGCAGAGUGGAGAGCAGGAGGCGGCGACCAGGGAGUUGGAGGCAGCUCUACAUCGCCUCACUCUGGACACAGACCGCCGGCUCACUGAGCAGCAUCAAGAGCACCAACACAGCAUACAGCUACUAAUGCAGCAGGUCCGAGGUCAGUGUGUGUGUGUGUGUGUAUGCAUCAAGUGUGUGGUAUUCCUGCCCCUUCAUGAUGUUUCUGUCUGUUUUACAGUGUUCUCACUGCUCAUUUUGUGUGUGUGUAGAGGGUGGCUUAGGGGACAGUGAUCAGGCGGUCCAGGCUAGGCUGCAGCAGCUGGAGAGAGACCUGUUCUUCUAUAAGAGCUCCAGCCGUGAGCUGAAGAGGAAGCUCAGAGAGCUGGUCACAGACUCCCUCCCCCCCCAGGCUCCAGACCUGCAGGGCAGUAAGGAGGCCAGUGACGGAGCAGGGGACAGCCCCAGCCUGCAGACUCCCAGAGUGGAGCUGGCCCCUGUCCGUCUGUCCUGUAGAGAGCUGAGGCAGAGCUCACCCUCUGACUUCUGCAGCACUAGGGGGCACUCUGCCUUGAAGGCCAGCAGAGGCUCAUUCCAGGAGGACUCCAUCGAAGUGCCCAGAAACACUGACUGA